This is a messenger RNA of Halichondria panicea, 1493 nucleotides long. RefSeq lists its product as uncharacterized. Lineage: Eukaryota; Metazoa; Porifera; Demospongiae; Suberitida; Halichondriidae. The record is from RefSeq and is a predicted model, not a curated record. The transcript is spliced from 7 exons. Bases 147 to 1406 code for a protein of 419 amino acids.
AAAUGGUAAUCAGACCCACACUGAAGCCACAAAGUGACACACCAAGAUGCCUUAAUUGGCUGACACACAACAAUCAAUGCAAAGGUCAAUACACAAGAGAAACAAAGCAGCAGAGUGUUAUUGAUUUAUAGAGUGUGUCUCUGGAGAUGUUGUCAUACUGGGUGAUUCUAGCGUUGGUUUUUAGUUGCUGCUGGAGCCGUGGACUAUCAGUGGUGGAAUGCCGCUCUGGACCAAAAAAUAAUACAUUACCAACCGAAUCAGAAGCUGAGAUCACCUCUAACCUCGACUCCCUCCCUGGCCAUGGACCCAGUGAAGCUAAUCUAACUAGUGCUGGCUGGUGUUCAGAGACUCUACUGAGUACUGCCGACCCUUACUUGCAGUUCAACUUUAACGAAGUGUAUGCAGUGUUUACUGGGAUUAUAAGCGGAGUGAAUGAUACAAAUGUGAGCAGUUACAUCACAUCACUACAAGUGGAGGCAGACUCUCAAGGCACUGGAAAAUAUUACUCAAUAACAGAUUCAACACAAACCCAUCCAGGAACUGUCAACACCUUCCUGGUCAAUGCCACGCAUGAGAGACCUAUACUGUUUAGUAUUUCCGGGUUUGGUGCAAAAUCCAUACGUAUACGACCUCUGACCUGGACGAGCAACCCUCCCUGUAUGAGGAUACAGAUAAUGGGAUGCCUGGCAGAUUUAGAGACUGUUGUUGUUCCACAAGAACCCACACAAGCAGUUACUGAGGCUGAGGGAAUAAUGGUUGAAGGAACAGUGCUUGCUAUAGCAUUACCCAUUGCCUUGGUAACAAUACUAGUGGUGGCUGUGAUAGCCAUCAUUAGCGUCACCUGUUGCUACUACUUGAGCCGCAAAAACAGAGGAAUGAAGGCAAUGAACAUGCCUGAAAUGAAUGAGGAUCAAACCAUAAAACAUGUGAAGAAUGACCUGUAUCACACUUCCACGAAUAGGCGUUUUGCUGAUUCCACUAACUCAACUACCUACAUGAUAAGCAGAAGCCCCCAGCCGUACGAAGUAGCCAGGACAGGUAACCAAGCAGAAGAAAACAAUGAAACAGGGACAGCUUCGUAUGAGACGGUUAAUUUGGAAGUAAUGGCUGAGAGAAAUCGAGCACCUACAAAACUUGAAUCCAACAAGACAGAGGAAGGUUACGAAACAGUGGGCUUUGAAACAGAGAGUAAAAACACAGGGAAGGUUACUCUACCAGUGUAUGCAACGGUUACUGUAGAGGACGCCCACGCAGUAGGGGAGGGGGCGGAGACAAACGUUACUUAUUCAAGCGUUCAGAAUUCCCAGGAGAAUGGAUACUUGAACAUGCCACCCAAAACACGUUCCCAACUGCAGGAGGAGCUUGGAAUUACUGAAUCGUACGGACCUGAACGAUUUCAAGUGUAGCUAAAACAUGUAUUAGUAGAAUUGUGUGUUUUUUUUUAUUUUAUAAUCUACGAAGGUGCUGAGUUUGAAAUUAACGAUGCAGACAGC